AUGCGCACUUCAGGCCGCCCUAUUCAACUUUCAAUCACUUCUACUCGUGAUUCUUCUCCUUAUAUGCACCAGCACAUAUGUUCACGCUAUAUUCCCGGCCUUGCUGGACAACAGAAAAGAAGGGUGAGCUUGGAAAACAAGGCUAUAUCUACGCAUCCAUAUAUCUAUAUGGAUGAUGAGACUGCGUUCAUGGGCAUAUUCUGGAAAUUUGCGAGAGUAGGGGAACGGCUAAGCCCUUACAUCAGUAUAUGUUGUUUCGUUAUGGCGGUCAGACUUGCCCUUCCCUUCUCCAUAUACGGCAUGUUGCCCGGGGCUUCAUCUAUCUUUGAAGUGAUUGGCAACUAAGCGCGGUCGAAUAUAUGAUUGGCUUUCUUAUUCAGCACCUCUUGGGUUUGAGAUGUUCAGGUGUUCCGGAGUUCUAUGGUUCGGGUGCUUUAUCAUGAGCUAUUUCGCGAGUGGGCUGUUCCCUUGACAGCCGAAUCAGCCGGCACGGUGCCGUCCUAAAUUUCUGUGAGCUACUCAGAGUGUUCAGUUAAAACUGCCGGCUGGGGGAAAAAGUAUACGGGUACAGUGGACAAUGCAACAUCUGGUUUACUAUUUUAGGUCGCAACGACACUUCGUCUUGGACUUUCCACCAGGCUGGCGGAAGAUGUGACCAGAGCGGCUAUGCCUAUAUCCCAGAGUCUAGGCAUCUUUCACUUUUUGCAGCCCUGUGAGCCACCAUCACCGCGGUAAUGGGAAGGUUUAGAGCGGAGGGCACAUGCAUUUGGCUGAGUGGAGGAUCUCGCGGCAGACUGGGCGUACAGUACACCAAGUGAUAGCUUGGUUGGGAACGGGUCUCGCAUUGGCACGCCUGUAUGUCCAAAUCGGGCACAAAGGAACUGAAAGAGGACACUGGCAUGGUACCUGACGUCUCCCAAACCAUCCUCGCUCCAACUUGAGGGGAACUGAGGUCAUUUGGGCAAUGUGACUUGUGAUGGUCUAUAAGCUGACAGAUGGGGGUAUAUGUGUGACUAAUGCAACGAUA
Messenger RNA from Pyricularia grisea, 1027 nucleotides. RefSeq lists its product as uncharacterized. NCBI's taxonomy places the organism in Eukaryota, Fungi, Ascomycota, Sordariomycetes, Magnaporthales, Pyriculariaceae. Gene Ontology annotation, biological process: protein secretion; intracellular transport. Bases 1 to 345 code for a protein of 114 amino acids. The transcript has 3 exons. The record is from RefSeq and is a predicted model, not a curated record.